This is a messenger RNA of Oenanthe melanoleuca, 2361 nucleotides long. It is a transcript of the gene FAM114A2, whose product is annotated as family with sequence similarity 114 member A2. The transcript is spliced from 14 exons. The record is from RefSeq and is a predicted model, not a curated record. NCBI's taxonomy places the organism in Eukaryota, Metazoa, Chordata, Aves, Passeriformes, Muscicapidae. Bases 120 to 1622 code for a protein of 500 amino acids.
GCCCGGACGCGCUUCCCCGAGCUGAGGCCGCUUCCGGGGCAGCGCCGGGGCCGCUCUGCGCCGGCCUCGCUGCUCUCGGUCCGCCCGGAGCCGCGGGGGCCGCGCCGACCGCCGGCGUCAUGUCUGAGGAAGACAGUGGUGAAAAUCUGAAAGAUGAAACCUCUUACGAAGCUGAAAAUGAACAGAAGACAGAGGAACUUGGCUGCUCUGAGAGCAGUGAAGGGAGAGAACAAGCGACUGUGCCUGUGACUCGGAAAAGACCUGAACCCAAGCCCCCAAGCCAGCCUGCUGCCACAGAAAAGCCUGCAGCUGAAACCUCCAAGGUCUCAGAUCCUCCUGCAGUUCAGACAGGGUGGGGCUACUGGGGAAGCUGGGGGAAAUCUCUUCUGUCAACUGCAUCUGCUACCGUAGCUACUGUAGGUCAAGGUAUUUCCAAUGUCAUAGAAAAAGCAGAAACAACUCUUGGGAUCCCCAGUCCUAGUGAAAUCUCAACAGAGUCUAAAGAUGCUACAAGAGGAAGUGAGAAUCCUUCUGCCAGCAACGGUGAUGCAGCUGAUGAUGGCAGCUCCUUCCCUAUUGCUGGGGCUCUUGAAGUUUUAUCAACCAUCUCUACUGCUGUCCAAAGCACAGGUAAAAGUGUUAUUAGUGGAGGUCUGGAUGCCUUGGAAUUCAUCGGGAAAAAGACAAUGGAUGUAAUAGCUGAGGGAGACCCUGGAUUCAAAAAAACAAAGGGCCUAAUAAACAGAACCUCUACGUUAUCUCAGGUCUUACGAGAGGCAAAGGAGAAAGAAGAGCAGCAGACAGCUACCGAGGUUACCAUGGCUACUGAGAAGAAAGCCCAUUAUGGGUUACUGUUUGAUGAGUUUCAGGGUCUUUCGCAUCUGGAGGCCUUAGAGAUGCUUUCCAGAGAGAGUGAAUCAAAGGUGAAAGCAGUUCUGAAUGCCCUCUCUGGAGAGCAGUUGGACACACUUAAGGAGGAAAUGGAACAACUCAAAGAAGCAUUUUCUUUGCCUGAAUUCUUUGAAGAAGAAGAGGAGGAAAAGAAGGGAGAUGAGGAGUUCACAAAAGAAGUGACAGAGUUGUUUUCAGAACUGCACAUCUCCUCCACACCAGACAAAGUGAUCACGGUGAGGACAUCUGCUCAUGAGUGGAUAGCACGAUUCAACAGCAGUCUUCCUAAAGAAGAAAAAGAAAGUGAAGAAAAUCAAGAAGUAGAAUCCAGAGAUGGUGACCAGGAUGCUAAGAAAUCAGUGGAGGAUAUUCAUGCAUUUGCCAUAAGAAGCCUGGCAGAACUGACAGCCUGCUCCAUUGAAAUGUUUCACAAAACUGCAGCUUUAUUUCUCUAUGGUCAGAAAGAGGAGGUGACAGCCACAGACAGAGCCAAGUCUCUUUCACAACUGACGAUCAUGCUGUGUAAAGAACUGUCAGCUUUCUCUAAAGAGUUCACAACAUGCUUAACGACUGUAGGGGUCAAAGAGAAAGCAGAUGUGCUUAAUCCCUUAAUCACUGGAGUGUUUUUGGAGGCUUCAAACAGUGCUUCCUAUAUCCAAGAUGCCUUCCAGCUCUUGCUGCCUGUACUGCAGAUCUCUCUUAUUGAGGCUAGAACGGAACUAUCACAGUAAUAAAAAUCCUUCUAAUUAAGAACUUUCUGACCUUCCCACUUCGUAGUUUCCGUGCUGGAGAAUGAUGUAAUGGCUCUUAUUAAAGGGAAAAAGAUGAACUCUGCUCACUGCUGCUGCAAGAAUGGUGAUUAAGUGCAGUCUGGCAAUGACAGCUCUUACAGCACACUGAGAGAUGUGAUUAGCAUAGUCCAGGCUGGUGGACAACGUGACAGACUUAAAGUGCAGAUUGCUCCUCUGUUUCAUGGACUGUCUGUGUCUUUUCACUGAAAUCUCUCUGCUGUAUGUGUUAACAAGCUCUUUGUGUUCACAGUCCUGAGAGCUUCUCCUGUGCUGAAGAGAGGAGUAGCAGCUGGCUAGUUAGAGUUAGCUAAAAUCAUGGUGUGAUUUUUAAGUCAGACGUAAUUGGGUUCCUGAUAGCUCUGCCUUCGUGUUGAAGUGAAUAUUGGAUAGGAGGUGCAAGAAAAGGCAAAUUUUUGUGAUUAUGAACGUUGCAGUUCCUAGACUGGGCAGAAUAGAGCAGAGAGGAUUCCUGAUCAAGCUGUUGUUGCUGAAGAGAAGCUCAGCUUCCUGAAGAUGUCUGUACUGACUCAGGGAUGUGGGACAGGGACUCUCACCAGGGGGCUGUUUCUCAUUCUUUCACACUGUGCUUGCUUCAGCACAAGCUGGGAAAAUGCUGAUCUGGCCCUGAGAAUGCAGGUACUUGGCUUUAUAGCAAUAAAUGAGAGCUGACUAAAAGGGA